AUUCUACAAUACCUCUUUCGCCAUCUGGCUUGGAUUCUCUGUCGACACGGCCCCACGCCGCACCACCACGACUGGUCUGCCGACGAAUACUCUAUCCGCUGUGCCUUCAACCGGCCUCCGUCGGAGGGCUACUAACUUUAAACGCCGUGUAGCCCGCAUGCUAGCGUAAUGGCGCCUUCCCUGUACCAUCUACUGCUGCCUUCUGGACACUAUUAUCACUUGGCUACAUAGCUGAUGCCUGCUGGACUGUCGAUUAAUCACGCGUUCCAAGAGAGCAAACAAAAAGGACUGUCAUUCAGUCCAGGAACAGACUGAGAUUCCCUCUACUGAUGGACAUUGCAUAGAGCGUGAAAUGGGAGGAUCCCCCGGAUGACCAAAAUAAGGUUGUGGAGAAUAUGAAGGAUGAAACAGAGACACAUGAGACCUGCAAAGACAGGACAAGAGGCAAGGCUAAACGUAAGUCCAGUGGCGGUGCCAAGAAGACUUCCGUGGAGGAGGACAGCAGCAUUGGUGCAGCCAAUGGAGAGUGAUUCAGCAGGGCAUGAAAAAUAAUCUCACAUUCGAGCAGCUCUCCAUGCUGUGUCUGAAGAUUGUUAAAGUCGUGACCCAGACAGCCCUCCGAAUUCUCCUACCAGCGCUAGCUCGUAUCAUGGGGGUGAACCUGAGGAGUGGGGCAACCUCCCCAGAAUCCCAGUGCUCUCUGACAGGGUCUGAGGAUUCCUUAGGCGGUCUGGAUGAGAGAGAGAAAAGGCUGCUGAUCAGUGAGAUGAACUACUGGACUAAGGAGAGGAGGAGGAAUGGCAAUGCAGGAUGCCGCCAAAAAUCCACUCGCAGAACCUCAUCACCAUGCUGUUCGCCUAAGAGGUCCCAGACCUCAUUGCAGAGCUUGCCUGCAACUAGAGAGGCUCCCCUCAUGGAGGAGCCUCUGAAGGCUCUUUUUGGGGUAACGGAAGAGAGCCUUCUGAUAUCCCUGGUUGAGGGUCACUCCAACCACACCUCCUCCAGCUCCUCCGAGUUGAGCUGUGCUAUCGUGGGGGAGGUGGUACACCAGCUUAACUCUGGCCUCUCAGUGGCCAUUGAGGCCAGCCCGGGGAGUUGCCCCCCUAUUGACAGUCAGGACAUAGCAGCAGGCAAGGAGGUCAUUCGGGUAGCCUCGGUGCAGAUCCUGGCCGAGCUACAGAGCCAAACGUCUGAGCCAGAGUGGUUAGGGUUUAUCGAGCCCUUCAUGGACCCUGUGACCGAUGAUGUGCUGGAUGCCAUUGUCGGCACAAUGGACAAAAUGGCACAGGACUUCAACAUCCUAUUGGAUCUGGCCAAGAAGAUGACAAUCUUGGGGUCUAAAUUUCUGACCAUCUUCAAUGUGACCUUGAUGUUGAGUGUCCAUCUGGGAAGGAAGGGACCACACACUUUCUCAAAGAGACUGGGUCCUCUACCAGUGUGGUGGCCAGAAAGAUUCAGACCCUCUCUAGCCCCGACUUUCAGUCUAAAGCCCUGAAGGCGGUGAGCACCAUCCUUACAAGGAAAGUCAGCAGCUCUUCUGGCAUGGCUCCUUCCUCUAGGCCUUCUAGUGCUGCUCCUAGCCUUACUGAAGCCCCCCUGAAUACCAGCUGCACAGCCCUGACAUCUGUAACCUCCACUGCCACAGUGAUUGUUAAGGCAUUUGUGGGAGGCAUGGAGACGAUAGCAUCAUUUGAAGGCACAUGUGAAGCAGUUGAUUGGCCAGUUCCUGUAAAUGACCACAAAACAGGAUCUUCACAGAUGAUAACCUUCUCUCUAACCCACACACUCUACGGCCGUAUACGAGCAAAGCUGAGGGACCUUUUAACUCUAUCCACUCGAGAAGAAGGUGUGGCUAAGGAUGCUUCUCUUAAGGAGUCUUCAGACACCCUGGAAAAGGCAACUGUUUCAACUGUUGAGGUCCAGUUACCCAGCACCGAACACAGUAGAGUUCCCAGAGAGAGCCAACCAAUACCAGCUCUCUGUCUCUCCAAUCUGGAUACCAGUACUCAAGAAGUUCUUAGCAGUGUUUUUUCCAUCUACAAGUCAGAGUUAUCAAAAGUGGAGAGUAAAUCCUUGGCCGUUGUCAGU
Oncorhynchus mykiss (rainbow trout) is the source of this 2088-nucleotide messenger RNA. NCBI's taxonomy places the organism in Eukaryota, Metazoa, Chordata, Actinopteri, Salmoniformes, Salmonidae. The record is from RefSeq and is a predicted model, not a curated record.